GGAAGCAUGAGAUGGCAUUCAAUCUGUAACAUGCACAAGAAAAGGCUUGAUAUACUUUUUCGCGGGCAGCGAGAUCAAUGGGAUGGAGGAGUUGGCAGCAAUAAACACAUUCUUUUGAACUUGAACUUGUAUUGCAGAUGGGGCAUGUCAUCAGUAAAGCUGCAGAUGGGGUUGGUGGUCUACUUGAAAAGGCGUUUUUGGCUCCAUUUAAGACCAUGUUUGGUGGCUCAUGCGAGAAUGUGUGUUCAGGACCCUGGGAUUUCGUUUGCUUUAUUGAGCAUCUAUGUGUCUCCAAUCUGUUGAAACUGUUAAUGAUCUUGGUCUUCUGCUACAUAACUUUAUUAUUCUUCUAUCUAUUAUUCAAGCUGGGGUUAUUCCAAUGCAUUGGAAAAAGCCUCUGCAAGAUGUGUUGGGCUGCAUGUGAGACAUACUGGUAUGCACUAGAAGAUAUUACUUGUUUUCUGUGGUACAAGCUAAAGAACACUAAGAGGGUAAACCGCCGUCAUUACCUCCAUCGCCGCUGCCAAGUUCGAGACAUUGAACAAGGAUACAGUUCAAGCGAGGAAAUUGAUUUCCGGGAUAACUAUCAUAAUUUGAAUGUCAGCAGAAAGCGGAAGUCACUCAGCAGGAGAAGAAAGGACAAGCUGCAGAGAUCUUUUUACCCAUCAAGUAGGCAUGGCACUCAUAGCCACCACCAUGUAAAGUCUAGGGGAAGGUCUGUUCAUGUUGUGGGCAGAUCUCAAAGGCUAAGAAGCUCGAGACAUCUUCAAUCAAGAAAAGUGAGAAAUGUUCGAACGCAAGCCAGGACUUCGAAGAGGAGGAAACUUUAGUUGAUUGUCAGUGAUUCUGA
Prunus avium (sweet cherry) is the source of this 850-nucleotide messenger RNA. The record is from RefSeq and is a predicted model, not a curated record. Lineage: Eukaryota; Viridiplantae; Streptophyta; Magnoliopsida; Rosales; Rosaceae.